AUGAUGUCUGCUGCUAUUGCGGAUUCUGGGUGCGUCUCGCGGAUGCAUCUCGCAAAUGCGGUUGCAUCUCGCAGCACCUCAUUCUGCAACUAUGCAUCUGCACAGAAAGCUACCAAAGAAGGCAAAAAUCCAGUGGACAUACUUGGUGUGAAUAUUGAUAAGUUUGAUGAUAAGUACUUUGCAAAGAAAACUGUGAAGAGGAAGAAAAAGGAGAAUAAUGUCUUCCUACAGGAAAUGAAGGAUGAUCAGAAAACUAUGGAUGCAGUUUUUCUACAAUCUAUCGAAGGUGUUUCAGAUUUGAAGGCUUAUCUUGGUGCCAGAUUCUCGCUUAAGGCUGGCAUGAAACCUCAUGAGCUCGUAUUUUAG
This is a messenger RNA of Impatiens glandulifera, 366 nucleotides long. Its product is annotated as 60S ribosomal protein L6-like. Lineage: Eukaryota; Viridiplantae; Streptophyta; Magnoliopsida; Ericales; Balsaminaceae. The record is from RefSeq and is a predicted model, not a curated record. Bases 1 to 366 code for a protein of 121 amino acids. Gene Ontology annotation, cellular component: cytosolic large ribosomal subunit; ribosome. Gene Ontology annotation, molecular function: RNA binding; structural constituent of ribosome. The transcript has 5 exons. Gene Ontology annotation, biological process: ribosomal large subunit assembly; cytoplasmic translation.